CAUGUUUCACUUUUCGGGAAUCAGGAAGUCCACUUGUUCUUCAGGAAGGGCAGGUGCAGCUUAGCCGACUUGCACCGCUCUCGUUCAAAUGCCCUAGCUCGCGCUGUGUCCGUCUCUCUCUGGACUCUCUUCCGAUCUUCCAAAGAAGUAGAACGCUUGCUGUUUAUGAGUCCAAUCCCUUGAUCUUCCAUAGCAGUAACUGAUUGGGCUUAUGGAUACACCCCCACCACAAGCUCCUGCGCAGUACUCUAGCUCUUUUUCACCCCCAAGCGUGACAACUGCUCGCCCUGAGAAUAGAAUAAAUAGGCCUCCAUUUUCCUCUCCACUAGCUACAAGACUUUCACCUCAGAGGUCCCUGCAGGACCAGCUUCUCUUAUCUUCCUCUAGAUCGAUAGGCUCACCAGACACUGGUAGUGGUGUUUCGAGCAGUAGUCCACCAACCCAAUUUAGCACUCCUCCAGGCCCUCCUAUUUUCUCUUCGCCAUUAAGGCCGGCAGCUGUUCCCUUCCAGACUUCACCUGCCAGUCCACAGCCAGUUGCUUUCUCAUCUGGUUCGACCCUACCCACAUCUUCACCGCCAAAUUUCACGAAUGGAACUACUCAAUUUCCGCUACAAUAUACAUCCGCUGUUGAAGAGACUAUUGAAUCGCCAUAUGUACUCUUCUCUGCUCACAAGGUGUUGAAACGUAAAAAGCAAGCAAAUGUAUCUAGCUUGGGAUUUGGAGCUUUGGUGACCCCUGGGAAGGAGAUAAAUCCUGGCCCUCAAGUUGUUCAACGUGAUGCUUACCGUUGCCAGAAUUGUGGUGCUUAUUCAAACAUUUAUUCAGAGGUUUUAAUUAGUUCUGGUCAGUGGCAAUGUGUAAUCUGUAAGAGAUUGAACAGCAGUGAUGGGGAAUAUAUUGCCGCUAGCAAGGAAGACUUGCGUCACCUGCCGGAAUUCUCUUCACCGUCAAUUGAUUAUGUUCAGUCUGGAAACAGGAGACCAGGAUAUGUUCCAGUUUCAGACUCAAGGAUGUCUGCUCCUAUAUUUCUUGUCAUUGAUGAGUGCUUAGAUGAAGCCCAUCUCCAGCAUUUGCAGGGCUCUUUGCACGCAUUUGUUGAUUCUCUUCCGCAGAAUAUGAGAAUUGGUAUUAUUACUUAUGGUCGGACAAUAUCCAUUUAUGAUUUUUCGGAGGGUUCAGUAGCAUCAGCUGAUGUGCUUCCAGGUGGUAAUUCACCCUCUGAAGAAUCAUUAAAAACAUUGAUUUAUGGGACUGGAAUAUACUUAUCGCCAAUGCAUGCAUCACUUUCCGUAGUGCACACCAUUUUUUCCUCUCUAAGACCAUACAGACUUAAUUUGCCAGAAGCAGUGAGGGACCGUUGCCUUGGUGCAGCUGUUGAGGCAGCAAUGGCUAUCAUACAAGGUCCAUCUGCAGAUAUGUCUCGUGGUAUCAUUAAAAGACCUGGAGGUAAUUGCAGAAUUUUGGUAUGUGCAGGUGGUCCAAAUACUUAUGGCCCUGGGUCAGUUCCAAGCUUUUUGAGCCACCCUAACUAUCCAUACAUGGAGAAAACAGCCAUGAAGUGGAUGGAACAUCUUGGUCAAGGGGCGCAUCGUAACAACAUCAUAGUUGAUAUACUAUGUGCUGGAACUUGUCCCGUAAGAGUUCCAGUUUUGCAGCCAUUGGCGAAGAGCUCUGGUGGUGUGCUUUUGCUUCAUGAUGAUUUUGGGGAGGCUUUUGGUGUUAAUUUGCAGAGAGCAUCAAUUCGUGCAGCUGGUUCACAUGGAUUGUUAGAGAUACGCUGCUCAGAUGAUAUUCUAGUGACUCAAGUAAUUGGACCUGGGGAAGAGGCCCCUGCAGAUGCUCAUGAAACAUUCAAAAAUGAUUCUUCAUUUUGUAUACAGAUGCAUAGUGUUGAAGAAACACAGAGCUUUUCCUUAUCCAUGGAAACCAAAGGCGACAUUAGAAAUGAUUAUGUUUAUUUUCAAUUUGCAGUUCGGUAUUGGAAUGUCUAUCAGGCAGACAUCUCUAGAGUGAUCACAAUGAGAUUGCCCACUGUAGAUAGUGUGUCACAAUAUCUUGGGAGCAUCCAGGAAAAUGUGGUUGCAGUGCUAAUUGCUAAGAGGACUCUCCUGCAUGCCAAAACUGCUGCUGAUGCAAUUGAUAUGAGAAUAACAGUUGAUGAGAGAAUUAAGGAUAUUGCUUCAAAAUUUGGUUUACUGUUACCAAAAUCCAAGCUUGUUCGGUUCCCGAAGGAGUUAUCUACAUUGCCUGAGAUGUUAUUUCAUCUUAGAAGAGGACCACUCCUUGGGAAUAUUGUUGGACAUGAAGAUGAAAGAUCUGUUUUGAGAAAUUUAUACUUGAAUGCGUCAUAUGAAUUGUCUCUGCGUAUGUUGGCACCUCUUUGCUUGAUGCAUCGUGAAGGAGGCACUUUUGAAGAGCUGCCAGCUUAUGAUCUUUCCAUGCAGUCAAAUUCUGCCGUUGUGCUCGAUCACGGAACUGAUGUCUUCAUAUGGCUAGGAAAUGAACUUACGGCAGAAGAAGGGAAAAGUGCAGCGGCCUUAGCAGCUUGUCGAACUUUGGCUGAAGAGCUAAGCGAACAACGUUUCCCUGCUCCUAGAAUUCUUUCUUUCAAAGAGGGAAGCUCACAGGCUAGAUACUUUGUUUCUCGUCUAAUUCCAGCUCACAAGGAUCCGCCUUAUGAGCAGGAAGCAAGAUUCCCUCAACUACACACAUUAUCAGCGGGUCAGAGAGCGAGAUUGAAGGCGAGUUUUUUCCAUACUGAUGAUCAGAGCUUCUGUGAGUGGAUGCGGAGCUUGAAACUCGUCGCGCCUGAGCCAAGCUAACGCUGAAGAAAGCGGGGUUCAGAAAGUUCAUAUCGAUACUUGCAGAUUUGCCUGCUGGUAAACUAUACGCCAUUCGAGUAAAACUUCUUCCUCCAUUUGUGAAUUCUAAAAUUUCAAUCAGCAUUGAUUAUAUAGAGAUUCAAGGUCCACAACGCCAGAUCUUCUGCAGCUUCAGAUCUUCCAUUAUAAAACUUAGAAAACAAUUUUUUUUUUCGGAUCUUGCUUCAGGUAAACAUUAUUUGAAAGAUCAGUUAAGAUUUUGACCCUAAAUUUUAAAAUAAGGAAAUAUUGAUUAUUUGAAAUUAUAUUUGUUGUUGUUUGUUCUCUUCUUCUGCAUCCCUUUUGAUGUAAACUAGAAUAUUAGUUUUUGUGACCUGAGAGCUGGUGUGUUUUGGCCAUAGUAAAUUUAUAUGACCAGAUAUUUCAGAUUGA
Dendrobium catenatum is the source of this 3256-nucleotide messenger RNA. RefSeq names its product protein transport protein SEC23. The transcript is spliced from 6 exons. Gene Ontology annotation, cellular component: COPII vesicle coat; endoplasmic reticulum exit site. Gene Ontology annotation, molecular function: GTPase activator activity; zinc ion binding. Gene Ontology annotation, biological process: COPII-coated vesicle cargo loading; endoplasmic reticulum to Golgi vesicle-mediated transport; intracellular protein transport. NCBI's taxonomy places the organism in Eukaryota, Viridiplantae, Streptophyta, Magnoliopsida, Asparagales, Orchidaceae. Bases 212 to 2824 code for a protein of 870 amino acids. The record is from RefSeq and is a predicted model, not a curated record.